Triticum turgidum subsp. durum (durum wheat) is the source of this 1275-nucleotide messenger RNA. The record is from the annotation of a GenBank genome assembly. Lineage: Eukaryota; Viridiplantae; Streptophyta; Magnoliopsida; Poales; Poaceae.
AUGCUCGUCCCAUGUACUACGGCUGUACCCACCCACACCUCCAAUCCAACCACCGGCCAGCAGGAGCAAGCCAUGGCGGAGCAGCAGGUCGUGGACGCCAUGAAGGACCAGGCCGCCCUCUCGAUGCGUCUCCUCCGUGGCCUCGGCCUCCGCGGCGAGCAAAACCUCGCCUUCUCGCCCGCGUCUUUCCACGCCACCCUCUCCCUCCUCGCGGCUGGUACCGCCGGUGCCAUUCGGGACCAGAUCGUCUCCUUCCUGGGCCCCGCCGGCGCUGAAGCGCAUGCUGCCCUCGUGUCCCACUUUGGCCAAACACCGAGCCACCAGGAAGAGGACGAGGAAGGAUAUCCCAUGGUCCGGUGCGCCACGGGGGUGUGGGUCGACUCCUCACUCCGCCUCAAGCCCACCUUCGCGACCAUGGCGGCAUCCAGGUUCAACGCGGAGGCGCGAGCCGUCUGCUUUGGGUCAAGCCCCGAGCAGGCCAGGUCCGAGAUCAACGAGUGGUUCGAGGGCGAGACAGGCGGCCGGUGGAAGGAGCUUGUACCUGAGGGUUCCAUCAACGCCGCCACGGUCAUCGUCCUCGCCAACGCGCUCUAUUUCAAAGGCUGGUACGACCCCUUCGACCCUGAGCUCACACAAGAUGGCGACUUCUACGUCUCGCCCGGGCACGCCGUUCGCACGCCCUUCAUGGUGGGGGGCUACCUGCACGAGAACAUGUGCAUCGCCUGCCACCCCGGCUUCAAAGUCCUGCGGAUGCCCUACUGCGGCCACUACCAGGACUGUCGCUCCUCCAUGUGCAUCUACCUUCCGGACGAUCGCGGCGGCCUGCCGGAGUUGGUGCGCGCGCUCAGCUCUGACCCGUCCGUGCUAUUCGCCGUACCGGAGAAACUGGUGUCCACGGGCGAGCUGAGGAUCCCCAAGUUCGACGUGUCGGUACGUCUCGAGGCCACGCAGAUCCUCCGUGAUCUCGGGCUGGACCUGCCGUUCCGUCUCACUCCGGCCGGUGAAUCCUUCUCGGAGAUGCUGGCCUUGGACGAGCACGAUUCCAAGAUGCCGAUGGCGGUGUCGUCCGUCGUCCACCAGUGCUCUGUCAACAUCAACGAGCACGGUACCGUGGCCGCCGCAGCCACCGAGAUGGAGAUUCUGGGGUUUUGCCUGCCGGAGGAGAAGGUCGUAGACUUCGUGGCCGAUCACCCGUUCCUUUUUUUCAUCAUCAAAGAGGAGGACAACAAUGGCGUGAUUCUUUUCGCCGGCCAAGUAGUCAAUCCUCUCUCUUAG